AUGGCAACUGAAGAGAGUACUGAAAAUAUGGAACAACUCUGUGAACGCCAAGGAAGCUGUAACUGUUGUGUGUGCAGAUUCCUUAACAGUUUCUCUCUUCAGAAACUAGAACAACUUAAUCAGUAUCCAGACUUCAACAACUACCUGAUUUUUGUUCUUACGAAAUUGAAGUCUGAAGAUGAACCGACACGUUCCUUGAGUGGCCUCAUCUUGAAGAAUAAUGUAAAAGCACAUUUUCAGAACUUUCCCAAUGGUGUAACUGACUUCAUUAAAAGUGAAUGUUUGAACAACAUUGGUGAUUCCUCCCCUUUAAUUAGAGCUACUGUAGGCAUUCUGAUAACAACAAUUGCCUCAAAAGGGGAAUUACAGAAUUGGCCUGAACUCUUACCAAAGCUUUGCAGCCUGUUGGAUUCUGAAGAUUACAAUACCUGUGAGGGUGCUUUUGGCGCUCUUCAGAAAAUAUGUGAAGAUUCUGCUGAAAUUUUGGAUAGUGAUGUAUUAGACCGACCACUCAAUAUCAUGAUACCUAAGUUCUUGCAGUUCUUCAAGCACAGCAGUCCAAAAAUAAGGUCUCAUGCUGUUGCAUGCGUCAAUCAAUUUAUCAUCAGCAGAACUCAAGCUCUUAUGUUGCACAUAGAUUCUUUUAUUGAGAAUCUUUUUGCACUGGCUGGUGAUGAGGAGCCUGAAGUACGCAAAAAUGUUUGCCGUGCUCUGGUAAUGUUACUGGAAGUUCGAAUGGAUCGCUUGCUUCCUCAUAUGAUUAGUAUAGUUGAGUACAUGCUUCAAAGGACCCAGGACCAAGAUGAAAAUGUGGCUUUGGAGGCAUGUGAGUUUUGGCUGACUUUGGCUGAACAACCAAUUUGUAAAGAUGUAUUAUGUCGGCAUCUUACUAAGCUGAUACCUGUGCUGGUAAAUGGUAUGAAAUAUUCAGAGAUAGAUAUUAUUCUGUUGAAGGGGGAUGUUGAAGAAGAUGAAGCUAUUCCAGAUAAUGAACAGGAUAUAAGACCUCGUUUUCAUCGUUCACGGACAGUGGCUCAGCAACAUGAAGAAGAUGGUAUUGAAGAUGAUGAUGAUGAUGACGAUGAACUUGAUGAUGAUGAUACUAUUUCUGACUGGAAUUUAAGGAAAUGUUCUGCUGCUGCUCUAGAUGUCCUAGCCAAUGUAUUUCGUGAUGAACUUCUGCCACACAUCUUGCCCCUUUUGAAGGAAUUGCUCUUCCAUCCCGAAUGGGUAGUUAAAGAAUCUGGCAUCCUUGUUCUUGGAGCAAUUGCUGAAGGCUGCAUGCAGGGUAUGAUUCCAUAUCUUCCUGAGCUGAUCCCUCACCUUAUUCAGUGCCUCUCUGACAAAAAGGCUCUUGUGCGCUCCAUUACAUGCUGGACUCUUAGUCGCUAUGCACACUGGGUAGUUAGUCAACCCCCAGACACAUACUUGAAGCCAUUAAUGACUGAGUUGCUAAAGCGUAUCCUGGAUAGCAACAAGAGAGUACAAGAAGCUGCCUGCAGUGCCUUUGCUACUCUAGAAGAGGAGGCUUGUACAGAGCUUGUUCCUUAUCUUGCAUAUAUACUUGACACUUUGGUCUUCGCAUUUAGUAAAUACCAGCAUAAAAACCUGCUCAUUCUUUAUGAUGCUAUAGGAACUCUAGCAGAUUCUGUAGGACAUCAUCUAAAUAAACCAGAAUAUAUUCAGAUGCUAAUGCCUCCAUUAAUCCAGAAAUGGAACAUGUUGAAGGAUGAAGACAAAGAUCUCUUCCCUUUAUUAGAGUGCCUGUCGUCGGUUGCUACUGCCUUGCAAUCUGGCUUUCUUCCAUACUGUGAACCUGUGUACCAGCGUUGUGUAAAUCUGGUGCAGAAGACCCUUGCACAAGCCAUGUUGCAUAAUGCUCAGCCAGACCAGUAUGAGGCUCCAGAUAAAGAUUUCAUGAUUGUGGCUCUUGAUUUACUCAGUGGUUUAGCUGAAGGACUUGGAGGCAACAUUGAACAGCUAGUAGCUCGCAGCAAUAUCCUGACACUAAUGUACCAGUGCAUGCAGGAUAAAAUGCCUGAGGUACGGCAGAGUUCUUUCGCACUGUUAGGUGACCUGACAAAGGCAUGUUUUCAGCAUGUUAAGCCUUGCAUUGCUGAUUUCAUGCCAAUUUUGGGAACCAACCUAAACCCUGAAUUCAUUUCGGUGUGUAACAAUGCCACCUGGGCAAUUGGAGAAAUCUCCAUCCAGAUGGGUAUAGAGAUGCAGCCUUAUAUUCCAAUGGUGUUGCACCAGCUUGUAGAAAUAAUUAACAGACCCAACACACCAAAGACGUUGUUAGAGAACACAGCAAUAACAAUUGGUCGUCUUGGUUACGUUUGUCCUCAAGAGGUGGCUCCCAUGCUACAGCAGUUUAUAAGACCCUGGUGCACAUCUCUGCGAAACAUAAGAGACAAUGAGGAAAAGGAUUCAGCAUUCCGUGGGAUAUGUACCAUGAUCUCGGUCAACCCCAGUGGAGUAGUCCAAGACUUUAUUUUUUUUUGUGAUGCUGUUGCAUCGUGGAUUAGCCCAAAAGAUGAUCUCCGAGACAUGUUCUGUAAGAUUCUUCAUGGAUUUAAA
This is a messenger RNA of Phaethon lepturus (White-tailed tropicbird), 2580 nucleotides long. RefSeq names its product transportin-1-like. NCBI's taxonomy places the organism in Eukaryota, Metazoa, Chordata, Aves, Phaethontiformes, Phaethontidae. Gene Ontology annotation, biological process: protein import into nucleus. The record is from RefSeq and is a predicted model, not a curated record. Gene Ontology annotation, molecular function: small GTPase binding; nuclear import signal receptor activity. The transcript is spliced from 23 exons. Gene Ontology annotation, cellular component: nucleus; cytoplasm. The annotation marks the transcript as partial.